Messenger RNA from Branchiostoma floridae (Florida lancelet), 2405 nucleotides. RefSeq lists its product as uncharacterized. Gene Ontology annotation, molecular function: calcium ion binding. Lineage: Eukaryota; Metazoa; Chordata; Leptocardii; Amphioxiformes; Branchiostomatidae. The transcript has 14 exons. The coding region runs from base 105 to 2405 and encodes 766 amino acids. The record is from RefSeq and is a predicted model, not a curated record.
UGUGUCGUCAUGGAAUGUACUAGCUAAAUAGAACUUGGACAAUUCCUCAUCAUAUGCAUAUGAGAGAAAAGAGUGCCUAGAAAAUCACCGUACCAAGCCGCAAAAUGCGGCUGGAGAAGGGCACUUCUGUCGGUGCGGUUUUCGUAUUCCUGACGCUGAUAGCAGGGGUACUACUGUCAUCUCCUCCCGAUGUAGACAAUGGCAGCCUUCUAGACCCAUGUUGGCCGGAUUGGCAACGUCACGACUCCAGUUGUUUCAAGCUUUUCACUGAUGCAGAUACGUUUUACAGUACCAAGACUAAGUGUAGGGAAAACGGAGCUACGCUUGCAAUGGCGAAAGACGAACCCACCAAUGAGUUCAUCCUUUCGCUAAAGGGAAGUAAUGUAGAGGCAUGGAUCGGCCUAAGAAGGGGCAAAAACUACAACUGGACGUGGAUUGACGGCACCAGACUGAACGAAAGUUUUCAAGCUUGGGCCAUAGGCGAGCCUAACAACAACAACUCCAGAUACGAACGUGUGUGUGUACAUCUUGGUCUGUCUACCUCCCAGAAUGUGUGGAUGGAUACUUAUUGCGGGAGAAACUACAGCUAUAUCUGUCAGAAAGAUGUACUGUACAGAUGUGUCUCACCACUGCCACCUGAGAAUGGUAACCUAAUAUCAACCCUCAACCCCAACGGAACCUGGGUGACCUACAUCUAUCCUAACGACGUGGUGAACUUCACAUGUAACCCUGGAUACGACCUGGAUGGCGCCUCCUCUCUGACUUGUCUGGCUGGCGGGACCUGGAGUUCUAAUCCCCCAGUAUGCAGAGGGUGUCCAGUAUCAGGGUACGUCAGUUUUGACAGAGUUUGCUACAAGGCCUUUAGCGAGAGGAAGACCUACCAUAACGCUAGACAGACGUGUGCCGAAGACAGGGGGCUGUUGGCCAUGCCGAAAGACAGCGCGGCCAACGAUUUUAUCGCGAGUCUUCAACAUGGAUCCGAAUCUCGCUGGCUUGGAUUGACUGACGCCAUCAACGAAGGCCGUUGGGUAUUUGAAAACGGUCGAAUCGUGAGGUCAUCGGAAUAUAUAAACUGGAACAUCGCUGAACCAAAUGGUCACUAUAAUGAAAACUGUGCGGCUCUUUAUCCGACGACUGGCAACCCGUGGAUUGACAUAUCUUGCAGCGAAUACUUGGCAUUCACCUGCCAGUUAGAUAAAGUGUGUCGUAAUCAUCUCGGGUUGGAGUCUGGUGCCAUACCUGAUGGGAGCAUCACUGCGUCUUCGAAUUGGAACAAUUGGCAGACUACCAAAUUUGGUCGGGCAAACAGGGUUAUUGAGUAUGGUGCCUGGUUGGCAGGUCAUAACACCGUCGGAGCAUGGUUACAGGUGGAUUUAGGAGAACCGAAGCGUGUUACGGGUACCAUCAUACAGGGACGCCACACGGCUGACCAAUGGGUGACGUCCUACAAACUUCAGUACGGUGUUGAUUGGAUUAGUUGGACGACGUAUGCAGAAAAUGGCUCAGAAACGAUCUUUCCCGGCAACACGGAUAGGAACACCCCUGUGACCAAUCUACUGACCACCCCCGUUGUUGCCCAGUAUGUGCGAUUCGUGGUUCAAUCAUGGAAUUGGCAUAUCAGCAUGAGAGCAGAGGUGCUGGGCUGCAGAAUCAACUCACAGUGCAAUACGCUGGCGAAUCCUACGAACGGUGCCGUGAGCGGCUCCAGAUUCUAUGGAGGAGCUGUGACUUUCACGUGUAACGAAGGAUAUAAUCUGGUCGGUGCCUCUACACUGACUUGCCUAGCUGACGCCACCUGGAAUGGAGAUCCACCAACUUGCGAAGUUGUCCAAUGCCCAUCACCGACAGCUCCUACCAAUGGUGCUGUGGAGUCGUUGAACGUCUACAUGCACGAGGCCCGUUUUUCCUGUAACUCUGGGUACGCCAUAUCCGGCAGUUCCAUCGCAGUCUGCCAGGCGGACGGUACAUGGAGUGAAGACUAUCCGACCUGUGCGGAUAUAGACGAGUGUGCCUUCCGUAACCGUGUCUGUGGACAGAAUAUGACCUGUACAAACACAAAUGGAAGUUACCAAUGUUCCUGCCCAGUGGGGUACAGCUUAGACAUCGUAAGCUCGUCUUGCGAAGACAUUGAUGAAUGCGCUAUAGAGAAUGGUCCCUGUAAUCAGAUCUGCAGGAACGAGGUCGGAAGUUUUCACUGUUCUUGUGGCAGUGGAUACGUCCUGAAUACGGACCAACGCCGGUGUGAUGAUGUGGAUGAGUGUAUGGAAGAUCCAGGCAUCUGCGGUCACUACCUAGCUGUCUGCAUUAAUAACAUUGGCAACUACGAGUGUACCUGCAGGCAAGGGUAUGUCAUGAUGGCAGGUGGAUGCCAAGAUCUCCUCAGAGUUACUGACAAAAUGUACUGA